GUGGCCAAGAGUGCGCAUGCGCAGAAGCACAUCCAGCUGCAACAGAGUGCGAGUUUCUCUUCGAAACACAACGGGGUGAAAACACACACCGCUUCACAUUAAAGCCCAGUGCAGAGAGACAGAACGACUGAACACACACACACAUUAAAGCGCAAGUGUGUGUAUUAGUGUGUGCACGCGGGCAGGAGGACUCGCGGUUUGGUGCAAUGUGGGCUUGCUGCUGUUAGUAGAGCAUGGGUACAACUGCUAGUGCUGCCCCUCCACCAGCCUGUGAAGUUUUCCAUAGCAACACCAUGAUGGACAGCAGACAGCCACUAAGCCCCGCCCCCUUUAUACACAAGAACAGAGCCAAAUCCAUCAUCACCAAUAAAGUGGCUCCAGUCGUUAUCACCCUUAAUUGCAAACAAGAGUUUCAGAUUCAUGAUGAUGUCAUCAAGACGAAUUACAAAGUGGGAUGCAUUUCUGAUAACAUGCCUGAACAUUUCCUGGUGCAGGGCUCCUACUUCAUGGUGUUAGACGUGUUCAGUAAAGCAGAUGUUCUCAACACCACUGUGACGUGCGGCGCUCCGAACUUCCGGCAGGUCAGAGAAGGUUACCCAGUAUUCGGAAUGGGUCAGCCCAGCCUGGGGGGUUUCAAACAGGUCCUGUACACGCUGCAGAGUCGAGGGCAUGAGGAGGUGAUAGUUUUCUGUGUAAGGGAGGAGCCGGUGGUGUUCCUGUGUGUGGAGGAUGACUUUGUUCCGUACACUCCAAGGAAAAAAGAGAACCUGCAUGAAAACCUUCAGGGUCUGAGUAAGAACAUUCAUGUGGAGAACCUCGAACUUAACAUCAGGAAAGAGCUGCAUGACUUUGCCCGGCUGAAUGAGAACACCUUCUACGUCUACAACAACGUAGAGCAUUUUAAGGAUGAACCUCAGAGGAUCCUCAUCACCUGUGAAGAGGACAUUCACGUCACUGAAGAGGUCUACAAGAGACCUAUUUUCACCCUGCCGUCUUACAGGUAUCACCGCCUGCCCCUGCCAGUAGAGGGCGCCCCAUUGGAGGAGCAGUUUGACGCCUUUGUGAACGUGUUAAAGGAGACUCCGAGUCUGUGUGUGAACGUGGGCGGAGCCUGUCCUCCCCCCGCCCUGCUGUUCAGCUGUCAGGUCGGUGUGGGUCGUACCAACGUGGCCAUGAUCCUGGGGACUCUGGUGGUGCAGAGAGUGAUGGGAGAUACAGAAUCCUCACCAUCUACACACACACUUGAUGAGGAAAAAUCAAACCCUGAGGCGAAAGUUCACUUCCGGGUCAUCGAUGCUCUCAUCAGAAAGCUGCCUAAAGGUCAACAAGUUGUAGAUGAGGUGGAUCGAGCUGUAAGUCUUUGUUCUGAAAUGCACAACAUUAAAGAUGCUAUUCAUGAGAACAAGAAGAAGCUGGAGGCCAUCGCAGAGGAUUAUCAAACCCAGGGAAACAGUACAAAGCUGUACUUCCUACAAAGACUGAUUCAGAGUUUGGAACUUUAUUUCUACCUGAUCCUCUUCAACGCCUACCUGCAUGAACAGUAUCCACUUGCUUUUUCUCGGAGUUUCAGCCAGUGGCUCUGUGCGAAUGCCUGGGUGUACCGCCUCCUGUCCUGCCUCAACCAAUCAGAGCUCAGCGCACCUGCUGACCUCAUCACAAAAGGAGCCAGAGUCCUGGUGGCUGAUGAAUUCUUGGCUCCAGAUGUUCUCCUCACUGUAAAGGAAAUGAAGGUGGCAAAUUUCAGACGAGUGUCUAAAAUGCCCAUCUACGGAAUGGCACAACCUACAGCCGAGGCGGUGGGUGUGGUCCUGUCUUACCUGGCAGAUGAGAGGAGGCGGUAUUCUGUGGUGCUUUGGGUGUGUGUGCAGGAUGAGCUGGUGUUGGAGUGUAACGGUCAGAUCUUCUGCCCCAGAGAGCCGACAUGUCCUGAGCAAAACAUCUCGGUGUACAGGGCAUCAGCUCAGGAGAUAGAGGAGCUGGAGUGUUCCCUGAAGGAGGAGGUGUUAGGUUCUCAGAAGUGGUUGGAGGUGAUUCUGGAGAAGGAAAAGCAGAUGAAGAUGUUUAAAGGCUGCAGGACUUUACAGGAGAUCUUCAGCACACACAAGCAGACUCAUGAAGGCCUGCAGUACACACGCAUCCCUCUGCCUGAGUGUGCAGCACCUAGAGAGGAGGACUUUGACAGACUGCUGGAUGUGAUGAAGAGUGUGUUAGCUGAAGACUCUCAUGCUGCGUUUGUGUUUAAUUGUUCAAGCGGCGGUGGCAGGAGCACCACAGCCAUGACCAUCGCCACACUCACACUGUGGCACUUUAAUGGCUUCCCUGACUUUGGGGAGGAUGAAAUUGUCAGUGUUCCUGAUGCUAAAUACACCAAGGGGGAGUUUGAGGUGGUGAUGCGUUUGAUCAGAAUCCUCCCUGAUGGUCACAGGAUGAAGAGAGAGGUUGAUAUUGCACUGGAUUCAGUAAGUGAGACGAUGACGCCUAUGCACCAUCACCUGAGGGAGAUCAUCAUCUGCACAUACAGACAGAUGAAGAGCUGUACAAAGGAACAGGAGCACAGGUCUCUGAUGUUGAAGAGUCUGCAGUAUCUGGAGCGUUAUAUUUACCUGAUACUCUACAACACCUACCUGCACCUGGAGAAGAAGAACUCACUCCAGCGCUCCUUCUCUACAUGGAUGCAACAGGUAGCAGCUCGAGCAGGAGUGUAUGACCUCCUGAACCAGCUGACGUUCUCUGAGUUUGAGAACCUAAAAGACUCGACGUUUUCUCGUCUUCGCUCCCGAUGGAGAGAACAGACCAACUGGAACCUUCCAUUUAGGGGGAAGAUGAUCUGAGGGCAGGUCGGGUGGGGGAGAAGAAGGGACUCGAGCUGAUGGAAAGAUUAGAAAUCUGACGAUGCUGAUGUUUGAUGAUCACUGUGCUUUGGGACAUGUUUAACUUUAAUAUUCCUUCUGUUUUAAUGAGAGAAAUGAAUUUUAGUGCCUGGUUCCUUUAAUCCAGUUUCUCUCCAUGUCCAGUUUCUCUCCAUGUCCAGUUUCUCUCCAUGUCCAGUUUCUCUCCAUGUCCAGUUUCUCUCCAUGUCCAGUUUCUCUCCAUGUCCAGUUUAUCUCCAUGUCCAUUUGUCUCCUCGUCUUAUUCUUUUACUGAAGUUAAAACUGAUCCUCAUGGGAAUAAUAAUUUACUUUAAACAUGAGAACACCGACACGGAACCUCCGGGUCCAAAGGGGAGGAGCUUGUGUUACAUUAGAUCAGUAGUUUGUGGAACAUGACUAUGAGGAAUCAUCUGCUUCUGCUUUACACAGUAGUCGUAGCUUCAUAAGCUCUCAUCCUGCUCAUUAGACAUGGCACAGUAACUGACGUUGUGAUGAAACCCAACACAGAACAGGACCUUAUAUCAAUCCACAUCCAGCCAAGAAAACGACAGUAUUAUGGUUUUUUCUUUAUAUAAUUUUUUUUUCAUUUAGUCUGUAAAUCCCUUCUUUAAUCCACACGUUGUUUACUUUACAUUUCAAAUCAUUUUCACUUUAACUCUUAUUAAUGUUGUUAACAAUGAAGAGCAGAUUUUUAUGAUGUUACUUUUGCAUAUUUUUAGUAAAUGAUGUUUCUGCACUCAGCAUUAAAUGUUUUAAACAACUUUA
This is a messenger RNA of Tachysurus fulvidraco (yellow catfish), 3635 nucleotides long. It is a transcript of the gene pald1a, whose product is annotated as phosphatase domain containing paladin 1a. The transcript has 21 exons. The record is from RefSeq and is a predicted model, not a curated record. NCBI's taxonomy places the organism in Eukaryota, Metazoa, Chordata, Actinopteri, Siluriformes, Bagridae. Bases 234 to 2831 code for a protein of 865 amino acids.